AUGCUAAUUGAUUCAGGUAGCCAGGGCUCAUUUAUUCGAGAGCACUGUGUAAAUUUACUGCAGCUAAAGCGCACUAGUGCAAACGUAAGUGUAAAUGGCCUGAGCUCGCAAAAAAUUGGAAAGGUUUCAGGUUCAGUUCAAUUACAAGUAACAUCUCCAUUUUAUAAAAACGCAAGCAUUUCAGUAAAUGCAUUAAUUAUACCCAAGAUCACGUGUGACCUUCCUCAAUAUCAAGUUGAUAGAUCUGUUUUGACAUCUUUCAAACAUUUGUGGUUGGCAGAUACAAAUUGUUUCCAGCCUGGCCCAAUAGAUAUUCUUUUGGGCGCAGAUGUAUUUGGCGAGAUAAUGCUUCAUGGACGUUUAACUGUUCCGGGUCAUUCGUUAACAACCUUGGAAUCAAUAUUCGGCUGGGUUAUUAUCGGAAAGACUAAAAGUGUAUCACAGACAAUUGUAUCGAAUCAUGCUAGUUGUACCAAUGUUCAGCUCCAGCUUGAAAAAUUUUGGAAAUUGGAAGAAAUUUCGGAGAUAAAGCAUUACACAGAAGAGGAAAUUGAAUGUGAAAAUCAUUUCAAGCGGAAUUUUUCUCGUGUUUCAACAGGUAGAUUUGUUGUUAAGUUUCCAUUUCGUAGAUCGGGAAAUGAACUUGGGUCAUCAAGGGAUGUUGCUGUACAUCGUUUACAUCGUUUACAAAGCAUUGAACGUCAAUUUAUUAAGAAUAAAUCUCUUUCCAGUCAAUAUCACAAAUUUAUGGAGGACUAUCAACAACUUGGUCAUAUGGAAUUGAUUCCAGAAAAUGAAAUUGAUGUUCCAGCUAAUUCUAGUUUUUACCUUCCGCACCAUUCAGUUCCAGAUAAAAAUGGUGAUAAGUUUCGAGUCGUAUUUGAUGGUUCUGCAAAAUCUUCUAGCGGUAUUUCUCUUAAUGAGAAAUUGAUGGUUGGUCCACAGUUGCAGACUGAUCUGACAACAUUAAUUAUUCGUUUCAGAAUUCACAGAAUAGCUAUAACUGCAGAUAUAGAGAAAAUGUACAGACAAAUUAUACUAAAAGAUGCAGACUUUCAGAGAAUAGUCUGGCGCGAUUCACUUUAUAAACCAAUUCAGGAUUUUCAAUUAACUAGGAUUGCUUACGGUACUGCAUCAGCUUCGUACCUUGCGGUAAGAUGUUUACAGCAGUUAGCCAUAGAUGAAGCAACUAAUUUUCCUUUGGCUUCCAAGACAUGUCUUAGGGACUUCUACGUUGAUGAUUUGAUGUCCGGAGCCAAUUCAGUUACUGAAGCUAUAGAAUUACAAAUGCAAUUGAAUCAGAUGUUGUCACACAAUGAUGAUACUGUAAAAACGUUAGGUAUCCUGUGGCAUCCAGCUUCAGAUAUGUUUUUAUUCAAAGUCAAUUCAUCAUAUUCUGAAGUCUUAACCAAACGAACAUUACUUUCAAUAAUCGCAAAGACCUUUGACCCUCUUGGAUGGUUGGCACCGAUCACGGUUCGGUAUAAAUUGAUUAUGCAAAGAUUGUGGAAACAUCAGUUUCAGUGGGAUGAAAAGGUUCCUCCAGAUAUUGAAUGUGAGUGGAAACAACUUACAGAAGAUUUGUUAUUCAUUAAAAGUAUCAAAAUUUCACGAUUCUUGUUGGUUGAAUCAGAUAACCAGUUUCAACUGCACGGGUUUUGUGACGCCUCAGAGAAGGCCUACGCCGCUGCAAUUUAUUAUCGUUCUGUGCUAGAUGCUGGACAAAUUAAUGUUCAGUUAGUGAUAGCCAAAACAAGAGUUGCACCACUAAAAACCAUAUCACUUCCCCGAUUGGAACUUUGUGGAGCAUUACUGUUGACUAAAUUAAUGGAUUUCACCUGUAGGGCUUUAAAUACUCCUAUAUCGCAAGUUUAUUUUCAUACUGAUUCCACUAUUGUAUUAGCCUGGAUAAGAUCUCAUGCAAGCCGAUGGAAGACCUUCGUCGCCAACAGAGUAGCAAAAAUCCAGACUUUAUCCUCUCCUGUCCAGUGGCAUCAUGUGAGUAGAAAUGCUAAUCCUGCUGAUCUUGCAACCCGUGGUGUGUCAUCAUCUGCACUGGUUACUUCAUUGUGGUUACGUGGUCCAGAUUUAUUGUAUAAUUUAUUUCCUUUUCAGCAAGCAUUAUCUGCACCACUACUGGAUGAUUCUGUGCCAGAGCAAAGAUGUGCUUUACAGUCUACAACUGCUGCCAGUCACUUGACAGACGCUCAUGAUUUAUUUUAUAAAUAUUCCUCUCUCACUAAACUUAAACGUGUUGUAGCAUUAUGUCUGAGGUUUGUAAAUAACUGUAAAAAUUCAGAAGAUCAGGUAAGUGGAUUUCUAAAAACAAAUAAUUUAGGUAUUCUCAGGGUGGGCGGUCGCUUGCGACAUGCAAACCUUGCAUAUGGUUUUAGGCAUCCAAUUUUGCUUCCAAAGAAGCACAUUUUAACUCAUCUCAUUGUUAGACAUUACCAUGAAAGACUUUUGCAUGCAGGUCCACAACUUAUGCAAUCUUGCAUUCAAGAACAACAUUGGAUCAUAAAUGGUAGAGCUGUUAUCAGAGAUUUAGUUAGGAAAUGUAUAAAGUGUUGCAAAAUUAGAGCAUCUGUCACUAAUCAAUUGAUGAGCGAUUUGCCGUCUAGUCGCGUUUCGCCUGCUCCUGCGUUUUUGCGCUGUGGAGUGGAUUACGCAGGUCCUUUUCAAAUUAAAGCAAAUAAGGGUCGAGGCUCUGGGUCAUUCAAGGCAUAUAUAGCUCUAUUUGUUUGUUUUACGACAAGAGCUAUUCACCUAGAAUUAGUGACUGAUCUUUCAGCAGAUGCUUUUAUUGCAGCUCUUAAGAGGUUCAUUUCCCGCAGAGGCAAAAGCAGUGAUAUACAUAGCGAUUGUGGUUCCAAUUUUGUUGGAGCAAAACGCAAACUGAUGGAAUUUGAAAGGCUUGCUAGGUCUGCAACUUAUAACCAAAAUGUUAGCAGAUAUUUGGUUGAUAAUGGCAUUAAAUGGCAUCUAAACGUUCCAGGUGCGCCACAUAUGGGUGGACUCUGGGAAGCUGGCAUAAAAUCAACAAAAUACCAUUUAAAAAAAAACGAGUAG
Molecule: messenger RNA, 3069 nt
Organism: Stegodyphus dumicola
Lineage: Eukaryota; Metazoa; Arthropoda; Arachnida; Araneae; Eresidae
Source: RefSeq, a predicted model, not a curated record